This is a messenger RNA of Alternaria conjuncta, 1731 nucleotides long. RefSeq lists its product as uncharacterized. The coding region runs from base 1 to 1731 and encodes 576 amino acids. NCBI's taxonomy places the organism in Eukaryota, Fungi, Ascomycota, Dothideomycetes, Pleosporales, Pleosporaceae. The record is from RefSeq and is a predicted model, not a curated record. The transcript is spliced from 3 exons.
AUGGCCACGACGCCGUCCGAACAGAAGCGCAGCUCGACUGGCAGUCGCGUGUUGGGCAUGACGGGCCCAGCAGGCGAGCCCGGCCUGCCACCCUCGCGACCGUCGUCGAUUGCGACUGCCAAUUCGGGCAGCCAGAACAGAUGGUCCCAGGCCAGCCCUGCACGACGAGGCGGCGGCAUGAGCGUCGCCGGCAGUCUAGGACACAGCCGCCCAACCACGUCUGCCAGUAGAACCCAUGUUCCGCUGGCAGCCCACGGCUUCUUUCGCCCCAUGAGCUCGCAGCGUCUUCAACAACAACGCAACCAGCGCCCCAAUUCCCUCCUCGGCCACGGCUCGCUCUAUUCCGACGCUACACACGAAACGGGCAGCAAUCCGUACCGCCAGAGUACAGGCUCUACGCAAACAAUUCGGCACGGCGCCCCAACCCUGGGCCUCCAUCACGAGCUGGACCCGCAGCCUCCGCCGUCGCGCGGCACCGACAUCACCGAUAGAGACAUGCCCGACCGCACCACAGCCAACACCACGCCCACGGGCGCAGAAACAGUGCGCAGUCGAGGCGAGAGCAUCACUCCCCUGCAGCGACCCAGGCCUCAGCACCUGGAUCUCUCCAAUGUUCAUGGCCACGAUCCCGGCAAGCUCCCAACGCCCAGCAAAUCGCCCCGCUCUUUCGGUUCCAGCUUCAUGUUGUCCAGUCGCGACGGACGCUCAGCCCAAAUACGACCCCAUCAAGGACACGAGAAACUCACCUCUGCCGAGUCGUCACCCAGAAUAGCCCGCAAAGAAGCUACUAAGGAGGCAGUCAAGCGGGAGCUCGGCAGGAACUACCAGUACUUCUCUGGCAAUACCGCGUUUUGCUGGGGCGGUAGAUUACAAAAUACCCGCGACCGUCCAGUCAACGUCGCCACGGCAAUCCUCAUCAUCUUACCUGCUGGUCUUUUUUUCGGCUUCUCAUACUUCCGCGAAAUCUACAUCCAUUCCCCCCUCCUAAUCCUAAUGACGAUCCGCUCAGUCUCGGUCCGCCCACCACUGAGUGGACCAUGGUGGUCUCCGCAACCGGUACGAAUGCAGCUAUGGAGGUGCCGACGAAAUAUUGCAAGAGUUGCAACAUCUGGCGACCUCCACGUGCUCACCAUUGCCGUGUAUGUGACAAUUGCAUCGAGACGCAAGAUCACCAUUGCGUCUGGCUCAACAAUUGCGUGGGACGCCGCAACUACCGUUACUUCUUUGUCUUCGUGUCUUUUCCUCCUGGGCGCUAGUCUGGCACACAUACUAGUCUGGCGGGCGCAAACUGGAGCAUCCUUUGGCGAGGCCAUCGAUCGAUGGCGUGUACCCUUUGCCAUGUGUAUAUAUGGACUCCUCGGGUGGUCAUAUCCCUUCAGUCUUGGCAUAUACCAUCUGUUCCUGGUUGGUAGGGGCGAAACGACACGUGAAUAUUUGAACUCACACAAGUUCCUCAAAAAGGAUCGGCAUAGGCCCUUCACGCAGGGCUCCGCGUUAAAAAACUGGGUUGCUGUAUUACAGCGACCACGCCCACCGACCUAUCUCCAUUUCAAGAGAAAGUACGAGGAGGGCGACCAAAGGUUUGGCUCGCGCAAAGACAAACGGACUGCGCCUCUAGUGCCAGAGCAACAGGGCGGCGGGGUGGAGAUGCAGGAUGUUAGUGGGUCUGGGGCAUUCCAGGGCCCAGCCAGUAGGUCAGGACGUGACGCUGCAGACGCGACUGUGGCAUGA